Molecule: messenger RNA, 1228 nt
Organism: Rhodamnia argentea
Lineage: Eukaryota; Viridiplantae; Streptophyta; Magnoliopsida; Myrtales; Myrtaceae
Product: protein SENSITIVITY TO RED LIGHT REDUCED 1
Exons: 2
Coding region: 368-1174 (268 amino acids)
Biological process (GO): microtubule-based process
Cellular component (GO): cytoplasm; nucleus
Source: RefSeq, a predicted model, not a curated record
UCAGAUCUUGAAGGCGCAAUCCCCAGCGUUGGAGAAGCUUUGCCGGCGGCAUCCCCCGACCCUGGACGAAGAGACGCCGAGUCAGGGAGAGAGAGAAGAGAGGGAGCGCCCGAAAGAGAAGGGGGUCUUAGGGUUUCUCCAUCUUCUCAGAUUCUCUGUCCCUCUUCUUCCAAGCUCGCCGUAGUUCCAAAGCGGGAUCGCGCGGCAGCGAAAGUUGAUCGCUUCGGUGCGAGGAAGAGGACUCGAUUCCAGAACGAACCCCGAGUUUGAGCUCGAUAGCAUUUUCGAUCCCACGGGUCCGGAUCAAAACGCUCUCUCCUUCUCCUGAAUCGAAGGAUCAAAGUCAGGAUAGAAAAUCUUGCAUGAGAUGGCUGCUUCUGCGAAAACUCUUACCCUUGAAAAUUGUUCCUUGAACGGAGAAUGGACUGUUGUUGGACGACGGCGAGGUAAACAAAGAAGACAUGUCCCGAGGAUCAAACUGCCGGAAGUAAGAGAAGCAUGGACUCCAGCAGAUGUCAGCAUUGAUACUGAAAGAGUCUCAAAAUUGCUGCAGAAGCUGGAGAUAUGUAUGAAUAGGAUGGAGACCUCUCAGUUCUACCGGUGUUUUGUGGAACAAAUUGAAAAUUCAGAAACUUUUAAUUGCUUUCGCUGGGUUUUGGGCUCUGAAUCGGAGAUGCAGGUGGUUGUUUAUGGUAUCGGCAGCAUCGACUCAUAUGAAACCCCACGGUUGCAGCUGAGCCUCUUAUUAUUGAUGAAGAGAAAGUUCAGUUGGAUGGGAGGCAUAGAAGUUUUUGAUCCCAUACUUUCUGGAACAGAAUCUCGAGUGUUACAAGCUCUCGGUUGCUCUGUCCUCUCAGUUAACGAGCAAGGUCGUCGCUGUGCUCUAAAGCCCACGCUUUUUUACAUGCCUCAUUGCGAGGCUGAGUUGUACGACAAUCUUCUGCAUGCCAACCAGGAGGCAGCCACCCUGAAGAAUUUAGUACUGUUUGGAAAUAGCUUCGAAACGUAUGAGGAACACGCAUCUGCAAUUAAAAAUUCGUCUAUAGUUCAUUCUGCGGGGCAUAUAUUGGCUCUUAAGAAAUUUACACGUGAGUACAAAAUCCAGAUUGUGUCUGAUGAUUCUUUUAAAGCCUUCCAUGAUUCAAGUUGGCAUUUUUUUCACCAGCGUGCGUGACGCAUAGCUGCUAUUUGUGUAACCCCCAUCAAUUAUUGUUGGUCAGCAUUGUGA